UACUGGUUAUGGUAUAAAAGGAGAUGUUUUGGGAAGACAAAACAACACACGCUUCACCCUUGUUGAAGAAAUCAAGAACUAAGAAGCUAUGUUCUCAUUACCUCUCUUGUCCUUCUACUUUCUACCCUUCUUCUUCUUCUUCAUAUUCUACUUUUUCAAGUUCUCCAACAACACUAGUCGGAAAAACCUUCCACCUUCCCCACCAAAGCUCCCAAUCUUGGGGAACCUCCACCAAAUUGGCCCGUUUCCCUACCGCUCCCUGCAUACGCUAGCUCAAAAAUACGGACCACUUAUGUUGCUUCACUUUGGCAGUGCACCGGUUCUCGUUGUCUCCUCUGCUUUUGCAGCUCGCGAGAUCAUGAAAACCCAUGAUCUGAUUUUCUCGAGCAGGCCUAAACUGAGCAUUCCUAGUCGACUUCUUUAUGACUCAAAAGACAUGUUAUUCAGCCCCUACGGUCAGUACUGGAGGCAGCUAAGAAGCAUUUGUGUCGUCCACCUUCUCAGCAACAAGAGGGUCCAAUCCUUUCGCGACGUGAGGAAGGAAGAAACAGCUCUUAUGAUCGAUGAGAUAAGAUCACGAUCUCGUUCCUCUUCCUCUUCACUGGUAAAUAUGACCGACGUUUUGAUGUCGCUCACAAGCAACAUCGUGUGCAGGGCGUCCUUGGGGAGAAAGUAUGAUGGAGGGGGAGAAGGGAAGAAGUUUACGGAGCUUAUUGGGGGACUUGGGAAGCUAUUGGGUGUUUCCAAUGUGGGAGACUACAUCCCGUGGCUUGCUUGGAUUAACAGUAUCACUGGGCUCGAUGCCAAAGUGGACAAAGCUGCUAAGGGGAUGGAUGAGUUUCUGGAGGGAGUAGUGGAAGAACGAAUGAAUCGCUGUCAACGAGAGAACGGUGACAGUGAGGAAACGCAGGGCUUCGUCGAUAUAUUGCUUGAAAUUCAAAGAGAGAACGCAACUGGCUGCUCUCCUGUUCAUAGGGAUACUGUCAAAGCGCUGAUAUUGGACAUGCUUGGUGCUGGAACUGACACUACAUCAUCAACACUUGUGUGGACAAUGACUGAGCUCUUAAGACAUCCACAAGUCAUGAAGAAGUUGCAGCAUGAGGUGAGGGAAAUAGCCAGAGGCAAACCGAACGUAACCGAUGAUGACUUGGAUAAAAUGCACUACUUGAAAGCAGUGAUGAAAGAAGGACUCCGGAUGCGUACUCCCUUGCCAUUACUCACUCCGCGAGAAUCAAUCCAAGAUGCCAAGGUAAUGGGCUAUGACAUCGCGGCUGGCACACAAGUGCUAAUCAACGCUUGGGCGAUUUCAAGAGAUCCCUUGACGUGGGAAGAUCCCGAGGAGUUUAGGCCAGAGAGGUUCUUGAACAGUUCAGUAGACUUAAAGGGACAUGAUUUCGAGUUUAUUCCCUUCGGUGCUGGUCGGAGGGGGUGCCCCGGUAUCCUUUUCGCCAUGAAUGUGAAUGAGCUUGCAUUGGCAAAUGUUGUGCACAGCUUUGAUUUGUCAUUGCCUAGUGGAGAGGAUUUGGACACGAGUGAGGUCAUUAGUUUAACUGUCUACAAGAAAACACCUCUAAUUGUUGUUGCCACUCCUUGCUUUUGCUAGUGUCAGGAACUCUGCUAUGCUAUUGUAGCUCUACAUGGAAAUGUUGGUUUUGCUAUGCUAUGCUAUUGUACUGCUGAAAUCUGAAUGACCAGAGCUCCUAUGUGUGUGUCAGUGUGUAUGAACAACAUUUCGAGACUAACCGAGGCAAGUAAUUUUU
Molecule: messenger RNA, 1760 nt
Organism: Rhododendron vialii
Lineage: Eukaryota; Viridiplantae; Streptophyta; Magnoliopsida; Ericales; Ericaceae
Product: cytochrome P450 736A117-like
Exons: 2
Coding region: 89-1603 (504 amino acids)
Molecular function (GO): oxidoreductase activity, acting on paired donors, with incorporation or reduction of molecular oxygen; iron ion binding; monooxygenase activity
Source: RefSeq, a predicted model, not a curated record